Camelus dromedarius (Arabian camel) is the source of this 757-nucleotide messenger RNA. RefSeq names its product amelogenin X-linked (gene AMELX). The transcript has 4 exons. The record is from RefSeq and is a predicted model, not a curated record. The coding region runs from base 68 to 742 and encodes 224 amino acids. Gene Ontology annotation, molecular function: structural constituent of tooth enamel. Lineage: Eukaryota; Metazoa; Chordata; Mammalia; Artiodactyla; Camelidae. Gene Ontology annotation, biological process: multicellular organism development; enamel mineralization.
AUUAUGUCCAUAUUUGAGAAGAGAUAAGAAAAGCGGGUGUUGACUUAUAUUUCAGGGCCAUCAAGAAAUGGGGACCUGGAUUUUGUUUGCCUGCCUCUUGGGAGCAGCCUUCUCUAUGCCUCUACCACCUCAUCCUGGGCACCCUGGUUAUAUCAACUUCAGCUAUGAGGUGCUUACCCCCCUGAAGUGGUACCAGAACAUAAUAAGACAUCCGUACCCUUCCUAUGGUUACGAACCCAUGGGUGGAUGGCUGCACCACCAAAUCAUUCCCGUGGUGUCCCAGCAGACUCCCCAGAAUCACGCCCUGCAGCCUCAUCACCACAUCCCCAUGGUGCCAGCUCAGCAGCCCGUGGUCCCCCAGCAACCAAUGAUGCCAGUUCCUGGCCAGCACUCCAUGACUCCAACCCAACACCACCAGCCAAACUUCCCACUGCCCGCCCAGCAGCCCUACCAGCCCCAGCCCGUCCAGCCGCAGCCUCACCAGCCCAUGCAGCCCCAGCCCGUGCACCCCAUCCAGCCCUUGCCGCCACAGCCACCUCUGCCUCCGAUGUUCCCCAUGCAGCCUCUGCCUCCCAUGCUUCCUGACCUGCCUCUGGAAGCUUGGCCAUCAACAGACAAGACCAAGCGGGAGGAAGUGGUGAGUACACCUCGAAGUCACUACAACACAUGUGAAAAUGGUAAAGCAAAAUUGGCCCCCAGAGUUCUAAAUUCUCAAACAAUCCUGGGGCUAGAAUUUCAGUAGCUACAGCUCAAUGAC